Symbiodinium necroappetens is the source of this 2256-nucleotide messenger RNA. NCBI's taxonomy places the organism in Eukaryota, Dinophyceae, Suessiales, Symbiodiniaceae. The record is from the annotation of a GenBank genome assembly.
AUGAAGUCCGCCUCGGUGUUCCUUGCUUUGCUUCUUGCUCCAGGCGCAGCUAUCACCACCCGAACGGAUGGUGGGAACGGUGGGAACCCUAUCCGCAAGGUCAUCACCAUGAUGGAGAAAAUGUCUCAGAAGAUCGAAUCUGAGGCGGAGAAAGAGUCCGAUCUCUACGACAAGUUCGACUGCUACUGCAAAGGCACCAUCAAGGAGCUGGAAGAGAACAUCAUGCAGGCGGAGACCAACCCCAUUUCUCCGGCCGACAUCGAGAAGAAGGAGGCUGAGAUUGUCGCACUGGAGCAGGAUGUGCAGAAACUCAAGGACGAUCGCAUCGCAGAGGAGGAAUCGCUAAAGGCGGCCACGUCGCAGCGUGGAAAAGAGCACGAACAUUAUGUGGAUGAGCUGACUGAGGAGACGGAGGUGGUUCAGAGCGUGGACACCGCCACGGCGGCCCUGAGCGGACCUCCCGGCAUGGCUUCGGCAUUCCUUCAAAAGGCCAAGGGAUCCAAAUCCGUCUCGAAAAUGCUGCGUGCCGUGGAGCGUGCCAGCCGCGUGGAUACGGAGGCGAAGCAGAAGGUGACGGCUUUUCUCAGUGGCCAGAGCAGUGCGGCAGAUCCCGGCUAUGUCGUGGGAAUGCUCUCCGAAAUCAAGGACACGGCCAUGGAAGAUAUCAAGGUGGAAAACGAGACCGAGGACACGUCAGUGGAAGCUUACGGAGAGGUGAAGACGGCCAAGAAGACUGAAAUCUCGUCCCUCCUGAACCAGUUCGAGAGGAAGAUGAAGAACAUCGGUGAGAUGAAGCUGGAAGUCGUUAACAUGAAGCAUGAGCUGGGCGAGAUGGGUGAGUCCAUCGAGGAUGACAAGAAGAUGUUGGCAGAGCUGAAGAAGAGCUGCAGCCAGAAGGCCUCCGACUGGGAGGCAGAUUUCGGCAAAGUCGUGGACAAGAUCGAGGGCAUGGUCGAGCUUUUGGCCAACGAGUCCGCUGACGAUGCCUCCAAGCAAGCCUACUGCAAGAAGGAGUUCCGCGAAGUGGCCGCAAAGUCCAAGUCCCUGGACUCCAAGAUCAAAUCGCUCACUGCCAGCGUGAAGGAGUGGGGAGAGAAGAAGUCCGCGAUUGCCAAGCUCGCCGGUGACAUUACUGCCCUGCAGGCGGGAGUCAAGUCUUUGGACGAGUCCGUGGCAAAGGCUGGCGAGAACAGGAAGGCUGAGCACAUCGAGUACCAGGAGAGAAUGUCCUCCAACUCGGCCUCUCUGGACUUGCUGACGCUCGCCCGAGAUCGCAUGAACAAGGUCUACAACCCCACGAUGGUCACGGAGACGACCACCAAGAGCCCAUAUGCGCUCUCCUUCUUCCAGCGGACCUCAAGGAAAGUGCAGCAGCCUCCUCCUACUUUCGAGGGUGCCUACGAAAAGAAGGGCGAGGAAAGCAACGGCGUCCUGAAGAUGAUCGACACGCUGUCCAGCGACAUCGAGAAGGAAAUGGCCGUCGCCAAGACUGAGGAAGAGGAUGCCCAGGAGGACUACCAGGAGACGAUUGCCGAUGCUGCCAAGAAGCGCGAGGCAGACAUGGCUCUCGCUGCUUCGAAGGCCCAGGACAAAGCCGACCUCGAGGGUGACCUCAACGACGAUAAGAGAGAGAAGGCAGGCACGACGCAGGAGUCUGCAGCAGCUGCGAAGUACACUUCCGAGCUCCACAGCGAGUGUGACUGGCUCCUGGAGCAUUUCGACCUGCGAGAGCAAGCGCGCACCGAAGAGAAGGCGUGGCUAUUGAUGCCUUGGCGCAGAAAGGGGCAGAUGACACGAGCUGCACGGCGAAUGCUAUCGCCCUCGUUGCCGACCUGGCAGAGGGUUUGUCGAAUGCAGCCCAAACUUCAAACUCUGCUGCGGUGCUUGCCGGACGUGUCGCUUAGUCCUGAAGUUGAUUGCCUGGUCACAAUGCCUGCCUACUUCACAUCUAUCUCGCAGAUGGUUGCAGAUGCCUCGGGAGAUGUGCCUGACUGUGACCUGGCCCGAAGCUCGAGGAAUGAGCUUGGCAUUUGCGCGAUGUCCAGCAUGCAGGUUUUCAACGACGACCCAUCCCAUGCAAUCAACAUUUGGUCGGCCGUGGUGGUAGGGCUGGACAAGGAGUGUGAGUACGCAGCGAAGGUAUGUGUUCGCGAUGCACUGGGCCGGGUUGGAAGCUGCGUGAAGCUGGCCACAGACCUGGCCCCCAUCCUCGCCCCAAGUCAUGGGGAGACCUACAAGAUUCGAGUUGCCUGGUGA